Brassica oleracea var. oleracea is the source of this 1878-nucleotide messenger RNA. Its product is annotated as receptor-like protein 12. The transcript has a single exon. Lineage: Eukaryota; Viridiplantae; Streptophyta; Magnoliopsida; Brassicales; Brassicaceae. Gene Ontology annotation, molecular function: protein binding. The record is from RefSeq and is a predicted model, not a curated record. The coding region runs from base 1 to 1878 and encodes 625 amino acids.
AUGACAUUGCAUGUGCCUCUUAGCUCCAUCUCUUGUUUAUUUGCUUUAAGCUUCUUGGUUACUACUCUUGUUUCUCUGCCUUAUCGUCGCCUUGACCAAGUGGAGAGCCUUCUUGCUUUCAAAAACGAGUUUACUCUGUCAUGCAACAACUCAGUGACAAACUCUUGGACCCUUGACGCUAUCUCCUUUGAUGGGGUUUUGUUUGAUGAAGAUACCGGUGGGGUCACGGAGCUAAAACUUCGUGGUGCAUGUCUCAGCGGAACUCUCGAUGCUAAUAGUAGCCUCUUCAGAUUACAGGAGAUCAAGUAUCUCGAUCUCUCUUACAACGACUUUUCCUCUUCGUUACCCGCAGAGUUUGGGCGACUCACGGACUUAGAGUACUUGGAUCUUCACCAAAACCGCUUCACUGGAGAGCUUCCUUCCUCAAUCAGCAGCAACACCACUGUUUUAACCAAGCUUUAUUUUCUAGACCUUUCAAACAAUAGUCUCCAAGGGAAAGUGCCCGAAUGGUUAUGGAAUCUUCCUUCUUUGACCGCUCUUAGUCUCUCUCACAACUCCCUUGAUAGUUUCGAAGGUUCUCCAGAAUUUCUCCAUAGCUCUUCAGUACUAGUCUACUUGUUUUUGAAUUCAAACGCCUUUCGAGGAUAUUUUCCAAACAUUCCACCAACCGUGAAGUACAUACUUGCAUCAGACAACAAUUUCACAGGAGAGAUGCCUCUUUCUUUGUGCAAUUCAAGGAACCUAUUAUUCCUUGAUCUGUCGAACAACAGGUUAAGUGGUUCGGUUCCAAGAUGCUUGAGUGGAUCACUAGCAUUGUUGAAUCUCCAUCACAACAACCUUAGCAACCUCCCCGACACAUUCUCCAACAGUUCGCUGAAGAUGCUCGACGUCAGCCACAACCAAAUAAGUGGAAAAUUUCCAAGGUCUCUUGUAAAUUGCAAAAGCCUAGAGUUUGUAAAUGUGGAGAGCAAUUGCUUUAGUGACACGUUUCCUUUCUGGUUGGAGUCUUUGCCGAAUCUGCAAGUACUUAUCCUACGAGCAAACAGAUUCUACGGUCCUAUAUCUUCUCCUCACUACCCCUUGACGUUUUCGAAACUGAUGAUAGUUGACAUAUCUCGUAACAUGUUUGACGGGAGCCUCCCACCAAAUUACUUUAUGAAUUGGAGUGCAGCCAUCAGCCUUGCAUAUGAUCGACCGAGAUUGAAAUUCAUCGGCGAUUCUUACUCACUUGGGUUUCAUCCUUCCUUGUCAAUAAACAACAAAGGAAUAAACAUGAUGCUUGAUAGGAUCGUAAACGUUUUUGCAAUCGUUGAUUUCUCUGGAAACAAAUUUGAAGGAGAGAUUCCAGAAUCGAUUGGUCUUUUGAAGUGGCUGAUUAUCCUCGACCUAUCCAACAAUGGUUUCACCGGUCAUAUUCCAUCCUCUCUAGCUAACCUCACGGACCUUGAGUCACUGGAUAUCUCUAGUAACCAAAUUUCUGGGACAAUUCCACAAGAGUUAGGGAAGCUCUCCUUCUUGUCGUAUAUUAACAUGUCACACAACAAACUCACUGGCCAAAUACCACAGGGUACACAGUUUCAAAAGCAAAAUGAGUCUUCAUUUGAAGGGAAUGUCGAUCUAUGUGGCUUUUUUCUUCGAAAGAGUUGCUUGAAAAAUGUAUCAGCAACAACACAUACACAACAUCAAAAUGAAUCUGCAUUUAAAGGGAAUGUCGAUCUAUGUGGCUUCAAGGAAAAUGCAUCAGCAACAACACAAGCAUCUCAUGCUUCCAAAACUAUGCAUACCCUCAAUUCUAGUAACCCCAUGCUUCUAUUCUCCAUCCUCAUAGUCUUUCAUUUUGUUCUCCUUUUCUCUAUUCCACUUUCAACAAGUUUGUAG